AUGGGCCAAAGACACAACCGAAAGCGCACGAGGAGUCGCCCGCGCAACCGCCGCAACAACCACGCGCGCGACUCCUCGGUCGACAGUUCCUUCUCCUUUUCUUCCGAAUCUUCCUUUUUGGGUCAGCCUUCGUUUCCUCAGUUCCAGCGUUACACGACUUUUUCGAACCCUUCAGCGGCGCACUGGCAUCAGCAGUAUUCGGCUUGGCACGUCAGGCAGGAGCUCCAGCAACAGCAGCAGCAGCAGAGUGUGGAGAAUCAGCGUCUCCGCAUGUUCGGCGGCGAGGCGGCGGACGGCGCCGAUCUUUGUGGUCCCAUGCUCAAGGUGGUCAUGGACCUCUUCGACGACAUCGACUACAUCGAUCCUUGA
Messenger RNA from Lasiodiplodia theobromae, 369 nucleotides. RefSeq lists its product as uncharacterized. Bases 1 to 369 code for a protein of 122 amino acids. Lineage: Eukaryota; Fungi; Ascomycota; Dothideomycetes; Botryosphaeriales; Botryosphaeriaceae. The record is from RefSeq and is a predicted model, not a curated record. The transcript has a single exon.